This is a messenger RNA of Sinocyclocheilus grahami, 2805 nucleotides long. RefSeq names its product synaptotagmin-like 4 (gene sytl4). The transcript has 16 exons. The record is from RefSeq and is a predicted model, not a curated record. Gene Ontology annotation, cellular component: exocytic vesicle; plasma membrane. Gene Ontology annotation, molecular function: small GTPase binding; neurexin family protein binding. Lineage: Eukaryota; Metazoa; Chordata; Actinopteri; Cypriniformes; Cyprinidae. The coding region runs from base 27 to 2042 and encodes 671 amino acids. Gene Ontology annotation, biological process: intracellular protein transport; exocytosis.
AGGACUUGACUCCCAAGGAACAGAACAUGGAGAUCAACGUGUCCUUCCUGACUGAGUCUGAGCAAGAAUUCAUACUAGAAGUCCUUCGGCGAGAUGAGGAGCUGAGGCGCUUGGAGGAGCUCCGUGUAAAGAAGCUAAAAACUGAGUUGCUGGAAAUCAGAAGAAAGGGUGCGAAACGUGGCAGUGGGAAAUAUAGCGAGCGCAGCUGUGGCCGCUGUCAAGAGCCUAUGGGCCUUCUGACCCACAACGGUAGCCAGUGCAGAGUAUGCAAACAUCAUGUUUGCAAAAAAUGUCAAUCUGCUCGACCCAACGGAUCUUGGAUGUGCACAGUGUGUGCCAAAGAGAUAAAUCUGAAGAUGAGCACUGGAGACUGGUUCUUGGACGAGAGGGUUAACCGCUACUCUACAGAUCCUGGACACGACUUAGUCCGAGUUUCCCUCAGGAAAAGGCCUCUGAGUAAAAAGCAUGAGACAGCUGGGGAAAUGCUGUUAAACAGAGCUGAGUUGAAUUCCAGCCAAACUGUACCUGUGCCCAAGCCAAGACUGAAGGACAUUGCACUAGCACAUAAGAGCUCACCUCUUGAGGCUUAUGAGGGACUUGAUGUGCGAGAGCAACAACAUAGUGACACAGAAUCAAUAGAAAAAGCCAGUCUGGGCAGCAGCCGUGCUGAGACCGAAUCGUCUCACAGUACCCCCAUAAUGCAAAGAAAAGAGGAACCGACAGACAAGACUAGUUCAGCAGACCCUGCUGUGUCCAUCCUGAUGCUCCCCGCUAACAGUGACAGCCCAUCUACCACUGAGACAGCCUCAUUAAUUCAUCACAUGAAUGCCUGCUCUGACUCCUUGCGUGACGUGGAUGGGCUUUUCAAGAAAAGUGUCAGAAGAGUGCACAAACUAUCAGAUAUUAAACCAGCCUCCACGCUUGAUUUGCGUGAAGAUGGAACAGAAAGUGCUACACCCUCUAUGGGAGACAGAAGCCAGUCUGUUCCUGGCCUUAAUGCUGAUGACGAGGAGGAGGAGGAAGAUAUUGAUAACUUGGCCACUCUUGGUAGUACGAUGAGUGUGUACAGUGAAGCAGGAGACUAUGACUGUGUGGAAGUGAGUGGAGAUAUUUUCUUCUCUCUCGGCUACGACGAGCCCAGCCAGUGCCUGUCUAUUGUGAUCCAUGAGUGUAAAGGCCUGGCUUAUGCUGAUGCAGCAAAAAAGAAGUGCAACCCAUACGUCAAGGCUUACCUCCUCCCAGACAAAAGCAAGAAGAAAACCUCAAUCAAACAUAACAUUAACCCCAGUUUUAAGGAAACACUGAAGUAUUCCAUCAGCCGCACCCAGCUCACGACUCGAACACUGCAACUCUCAGUUUGGCACUAUGACCGUUUUGGCCACAAUGCCUUUCUGGGUGAGGUGGAGGUACCAAUGGAUAGCCAUGAUAUUGACUCUGCACAUCAAAAGUGUAUGGCUCUUAGAGGAAAGGCAGCUGCUCAGCCAGCAUCUCCAUUUGAUCAGUACAAAGGAGAGCUGGUGAUUUCACUGAAGUACGUCACAGCAAAUAAGACACAUGCAGAAGACUCUAAUGGAAAAGGAAAAAAGACCAAACCCACAGAGGGUGCUGAGCUGCACGUGUUGAUCAAAGAGGCCAAAAAUCUGACAGCCAUGAAAGCUGGAGGCACAUGUGAUUCCUUUGUGAAAGGGUAUCUGCUGCCGUCAAAGAACAAGUCUUCCUCAAAGAAGAAGACUCCGGUAGUGAAGAAGACAAAGAACCCAAACUACAACCACACAUUUGUGUACACCGACCUGAGUCUGGAGCAGCUGAAGGAUGUAUGUCUGGAGCUCACCGUCUGGGACAGAGAGACCCUGCAUAGCAAUGACUUCCUGGGAGGAGUUCGUCUCAGCUUGGGAGGAGUGAAUAUCAAGGAGGGAAAGGAAGGGUGGGUGGCAGACUCCACAGGGGAGGAGAUCUUGCUGUGGAGGAAGAUGAUGCAGUACCCUGACUCUUGGGCAGAGGGCACUCUUCCACUGCGCUCGUCCAUGGGAAAGGGCAAGUAAGGACAUUGCGCAAUACCCCCCACUCAAAGCCAUUAUCAGGACAGGGGGUUACACAUUCCACAACAUUUGUGUGUUGCUGUUACAGCUGUGCAAUAUGAGAACAUUAAUGCAUCACAGUAAUAUUUUAAAGACUUUUUAGGUUAAUGCAUAUGACCGUGCAUAAGAUGCUUUUAUAUUUUUAAACAUUUAAGGCAGUUCACAAAUAAUGAUAUGGAAAUGUGCAGUGUGUAUAUGUUAAUUAUAUUUAUUUCCUAUAAAUGUUGCAGCUGAAUGGAUGUUUUGAAAUACAACAUCAUUUGAAUGCUGUUCUUAAAAAUGGAGACCGUAAAUAUUUUAGUUUGAAUAAUACUUUGGUUUUAAACGUGCACUUGAUAAAUGGCCCAAAAAUAUUUACGUGUUUAAACACAAUGUAUUUUAACGUCAUAAUGCUGAUUUACUCCAUUGUGAGCAACUUCUUUUUAGGAGCUACAUGAAAAUACCAGCAUUAAAAUAAAUAUUAAAUAUUUUUAAGAAUCCACAUUGUGUGCUGUGCACUCGAUUUAUAGAUAGUUUCUUCAGAAUAUUUGAAUAUCUUGGGCAUCCUCACAUGGCACUUUUCCAGUUGCAGAUUAAAACCUGUUCCGGUCUAAAUCACAUUUCCAGCUGUGAUUCUCUGUGAAUAAUAUCUGCAAUAUGUAGUUUCAAAUGAUUGUUUGUCAAGGAAACAGGCUCUUGAGGUGCCUGUCGCUAUAAAGAAAACUCCCACCCACAACAUCAGAUCUGG